UGUUGACCAAUCGGACAGCUGCAUGUGGAAGGUCUCAGCCAAUGAUGGAGGCCUGGCCAGCAGCCUGGGUCCUAAUUCUAACGCUAAUCGCUGAUUGGCUGGAAGCGGCUCAAUCACGGGACUUCACUGUGAAGGACAUCAUCCUCCUCCAUCCAUCAACCACACCUCAUCCUGGAGGGUUCAAGUGCUUCACAUGUAAAGAUGCACCAGACAACUACCAAUGCAAUCGCUGGGCUCCGGACGUAUACUGCCCACGAGAGACCAGGUACUGCUACACCCUCCAUGUGAUGGACGUCCAGGGGAACACUGUGUCUGUGACCAAACGCUGUGUGGCCCUGGCCCACUGUCUGUCUACAGGCUGCACCCAGGACAACCAUGAAGGAUACGAGGUCUGCACUGCUUGCUGUGAAGGAAACAUCUGUAACAUGCAGUUGCCAAGAAACAAGACGGACGCCAUCUUUUCCACCACCUCUCUCCUCCACAGCAGUAACGGUCUACUCACACACUACUGGCUGCUCACUGGCUGUCUGAGCUCUACCGUCAUCAGCGUCAUGCUCUCCAACAGUCUAUGACAUCUAACACUCCUACCGUCAUGCUCUCCAACAGUCUAUGACAUCACACUCCUACCGUCAUCAGCGUCAUGCUCUCCUACAGUCUAUGACAUCUAACACUCCUACCGUCAUCAGCGUCAUGCUCUCCAACAGUCUAUGACAUCUAACCCUCCUACCGUCAUGCUCUCCAACAGUCUAUGACAUCUAACACUCCUACCGUCAUCAGCGUCAUGCUCUCCAACAGUCUAUGACAUCAUAACACUCCUUCCGUCAUCAGCGUCAUGCUCUCCAACAGUCUAUGACAUCAUAACACUCCUUCCGUCAUCAGCGUCAUGGUGUCCAACAGUCUAUGACAUCAUAACACUCCUACCGUCAUCAGCGUCAUGGUCUCCAACAGUCUAUGACAUCUAACACUCCUACCGUCAUCAGCGUCAUGCUCUCCAACAGUCUAUGACAUCUAACACUCCUACCGUCAUCAGCGUCAUGCUCCUCAACAGUCUAUGACAUCUAACACUCCUACCGUCAUCAGCGUCAUGGUGUCCAACAGUCUAUGACAUCUAACACUCCUACCGUCAUCAGCGUCAUGCUCUCCAACAGUCUAUGACAUCUAACACUCCUACCGUCAUCAGCGUCAUGCUCUCCAACAGUCUAUGACAUCUAACACUCCUACCGUCAUCAGCGUCAUGGUGUCCAACAGUCUAUGACAUCAUAACACUCCUACCGUCAUCAGCGUCAUGCUCUCCAACAGUCUAUGACAUCUAACACUCCUACCGUCAUCAGCGUCAUGCUCUCCAACAGUCUAUGACAUCUAACACUCCUACCGUCAUCAGCGUUAUGCUCCUCAACAGUCUAUGACAUCUAACACUCCUUCUGCAUGGAAGAAAAAGUAGAUCUGAGUUUGAUCACCAGAUAUUUGGUGUUAUAAUUUUAUGAAGUUACUCUGCUGUUUAAUUUAUCCUCUUUUUUUAACCGAGACAGUAUUGAUGGAAUCUUCUAGAUUUUGUCUCAUCACAAUAAGUUCUACUGUUAUAUGUACUAGAUUCUAUGUGCAGUAUGUAAUAUAUGUACAUAGUAUUUAUUUUGUAUAAUACAUUUAACAAUUGUUAAAUACCUGUAGUUAACAUUAGAUUCAGGUAGAAUGAAAAGUGAACUAGGUUGCAGUGCAGUGUUUUUGUUCCUGGAGUCUUCUGGUUGGUUGAGGCUGUGUGCCCACCAUACCCAUGAGACUGAUGCCUGAUCAUUUCCUCUCAACCCAUUGGCUAUCUGGCUGUGGAAGAUAUGACAUCAACCAUUACACUACAAUGUGGCAACAUGUUUCUGUAUUUCUUACAGUUCUGUCCAAUACAAAGGUUGGCACUUAUUGAUUAGCAUGUCGUCUUUAGCAUGAUGGUCUAAACAUCCUGUACAGAUCCCAUAUACCAAGUGUGGUAUACAUUGUGUUCACCAUUAAAAUGUAUUAUACCAGGUUUGGUAUACAUUGUGUUCACCAUUAAAUAUAUACCAGGUUUGGUAUACAUUGUG
Molecule: messenger RNA, 2072 nt
Organism: Salvelinus fontinalis (brook trout)
Lineage: Eukaryota; Metazoa; Chordata; Actinopteri; Salmoniformes; Salmonidae
Product: ly6/PLAUR domain-containing protein 6-like
Exons: 4
Coding region: 42-572 (176 amino acids)
Biological process (GO): positive regulation of canonical Wnt signaling pathway
Molecular function (GO): acetylcholine receptor inhibitor activity
Source: RefSeq, a predicted model, not a curated record